Molecule: messenger RNA, 11685 nt
Organism: Eimeria maxima
Lineage: Eukaryota; Apicomplexa; Conoidasida; Eucoccidiorida; Eimeriidae
Exons: 6
Coding region: 1-11685 (3894 amino acids)
Source: RefSeq, a predicted model, not a curated record
AUGACGGAAUCUACGGAUCUGGCUCAGAAGCUGCAUGCAGCAGCUGAUGGAUUUAGACUGGGAAAGGGCCACAGCGAGGGCCUCCUCAGCUGGUUGGGGCCCCUGCUGCCUGCCCUGGGGCACCCCGAAGCCCCUGUGGUACAGCAGAAGAAGCUCGGCAGCAAGGCAGCAGCUGUACGGGAGCACCAGCAGCACCUGCUGCUGCAGGAGCAAGAACGAGACCUCCCCAAGCAGCGCCAACAACUGCAGCAGCUUCUAAAAGUAUAUGCGGCAACCUCUCCGGCAUGCAUCGAGCUGCUGGAGCUCGUGGAUGUAUGCAAUGAGAGGCUACUUCAAAAGGUAACGGAGGUGGGCCGCACCGGCCAGAGGGGCCUGCCGGAGGGUAUUAGUCCUGCUGCGGCCCGGAUGCAGCAGCAACAGCAACAGCAGCAAUUAGUGCUCCUGAAAGGGGCAGAUGAGGCGGAGGAAGCAGCACGUGCAGCACAAGUUGCUGCCCUUAUUGCAAGUGCGAUUAUCAGAGAGGAGAGUCUGGAUUCUCUCCCAUCUGCAGCGGCUACACGUAGUCGACUUGCUGCUGCUAUUGCUGCUCCCUCGCGGCUGCUGUCGUUCAGUUCCGUGCUGCUGCCAUUCCCUACGGCAGCAGGCAGUGGGAAGCAGCACGCUCUGCUGCAGUUAUGCAUCUGCAGGCUGCUAGCGUCUGCUGCUGCUUUUUCCCCAGCAGCAGCGUGGCGCAUAGCCUCAGCAGCACAGGGUGCAACGGCAGCAGCAGCAGCAGCAGCAGCAGCAGCAGAGUCUCUUCAAGGGGAAGGUGGUGGUGUACAUGAGAAGGUCGUGCAGCAGCAUCCUCUCCAACGGGCCCUCAUCUGUCUGUGUGAGGGCCCCUGCCACCGCCUGCAGCCAAGCGGAAGCAGCGGCACAAACAGCAGCAGCAGACGCAGCGGGGGUUCUGGAGACAGCAGCCUACUGCCCCCUCCCCCGAGAGCGCUGGGCCGUUUGUGUGGGUGCCGCCACUGCGUCGAAACCGCAGCAUCAGCAGCAACAGCAGCAGCAGCCGGAAAAGGCGAGGGAGUAACGGGAGAUGACAGCAGCCCACAGCUUAAAAGAAACUGGCACAAUGCCUGGGGUCCCUUCUCUGUGCGAUGCUGCUGUCUUUCCUGCUGCGAGGAGACAGACCCCACAAACCAUAGUAGGAGGAGUGUGUGUAGAGGAGGAGACCAGCAUGCAGCAGCUGCUGCAGGUGCUGCAGAAUUCGGGGGUGGUGAACAUUUGGCAGUAGCAGCAGCAGCCGCUGCUGCUGCGGUUGCGGGUGUACGUGCAGCUGUGCGGCGGUUGCGCACACGAGAGGCCCAGGAAGGCCUCGGAGGCUGUGGGGUGGUACCCAUUCGUUAUGCGCUGCGACAAGAGGUUCUGAGGCUGCUGCUGCUGCUGCUGCUUCACUCGGAUCCGCUGGUGAGCAGCGCUUUGCUGCAACAGCGGAGACGGCCCAACCCGCAGCAGCAGCUGCAGCUGCAGCACCAGCAUAAGGGUUCACGGGAUGGUGUUGGAGACCCCAGCAGCAGCAGUAGCAGCAGCAGCAGUAGCAAGCAGGAAGGCGGUUUGGCCCUUGUUCGCGCGGCGCUGCGGGGGCUGUCUACUGACAGAGAGCUUGACGCACUGUGUUUGUUGGUGGGGUUGUUCGAGCGCUUCAGCACUUGUCGAAAGAAGGGGCAAUCUCCGGAGACAGAGGCAGCAGCAAGGCGGCUGUUUCUCGUUAGCGGAGGCGGAGGCUUCCCUGUGCCGCUGCUGUUACAGAGGCUUGCUGCCAAGGAACAACUGAGUCACUUGCUGCUGCCCCUGCUGUCGCCAUGGCAGGACUGCUGCAGCUCCACUGCAGCAGCAGCAGCUCCUUCAGCAAGUGCUGCCGCAGAAGCUUUAACCAGCGAUCACGUGGAACCUCUGCCUGCUUACUUUAGCAGCGCGUGGACUGUGCAGCGGCUGUUGGGGUUUCUGUUGCUGCAGGCACUGGGUCGAGGGGAUUGGAGGGGGCCUUCUUUGUGUGGGGCCCCUCAGGUGGCAGCGGAGCAGCAGGGAGGAGACACCAACCGACUACGAGCUGGUGUUGCUUCGCUUGUCUCUGUCGCUCUGGCUGUGCGCCCCGUUCAUAUGCCGCCGCAGCAGGAGCUGCUGUUGCAGCUCUUUAGGGCUCACCCUGCUGCAGUUGCGCCCUUCUUGGCUCGGAUAAGUGGAGUACUGCUAACACCGCGGAAGACCUCUACGUUCGCGCUGUCGUGCCUCUUCCUCUGCCGCCUGCUUGAAGCCCCCUUGUCCUCCACUAGACUCUCCCUAUACCAGGCGCAGCAACAGCAGCAUCUCCUAGGGAGGCCGGGAGCUGAUCAGGGGGAAUCGUGCUCGCUGCCUGGGCUAGAAGGGGAGAGCGAGCAGCAGCAGCAGAAAGAAGACGCGGACUGCUUUGGGGAACUGGAGCCGUUGCGGCGACAGCACGCGCUUCAGCAGCACGAGCAGCAGAUGGCUGUGCAGCAGCAGUGGAGGGCUGUAGGGCUGGCGGUGCUGCACGUUGCUCCCCCAGUGCUGCUGCUACGCCAGCACCUUUCCCAAUGCCUGCUACAGCAAGACAUUAGCCUAGCCUUUUUUGGGGUGUCCGUGCUGAGGGCCUGCUGUCACGCACUUCGCUACAUGCACGGGGCAUUGAAGCACAACCCCGAGCAGCAGAGGCUCUUUCUGACCCAGGUGGCUCCCCGUCUACCAGAUGCGAAGACACUUGUUAACUCUUUGCUGCGCCUGACCCAGCAUCACCAAAAGCUGAAGAAACAGGAGCAGCAAAUGCGCCAAUCGGAGCAUAGACUGGGCCUCGAGGAGGCAGUCUUUCUUGACUGUUGGCUGUCGGACGAAGCCCUGGCGAGGGCAGCAGCAGCUGCUGCCGCUGCUGCUGCUAAGGAGCAGCGGAAGCGUGACGUAGAGAGCCUGCGGCAGCAGGGGCCAUCGGAGGCGAGCGACGACGAUCAAGUUGAGGUUCAUGUGGCGGGAGUGGAGCGGGAGAACGCAGACAGAGACAACUCGGAGACCCUUGUUGCCCAAGAGGAGGCCUCUCAGGAGACACCCCAGCGCACAUAUGACGCAGACAAGGGGGUGCCUCUGAAGGAUCUGCUGCAACUCUUCUUUAGACAGGGGGCCCCUGUAAGGGACGGUCAGGAAUGGGGGCCUAAAGAAGCUUGCGGAUAUAGCCUGACAGGGCCUGACGGGCCAGAUUCCGAAGAUAUUUUCUUGCAGUUUGCGCUAAGGUGUCUGGACAGUGCAGACGCAUAUCAAGAUAUGCUGAUGCCGUCUUUUCCUCUGGAAUGGGGCAAGCUCUUGUGUACGUGGAAGGCGGGGGAGACAUCGAUCUCCAUAGGGGCCGCAGGGGCUACAGGGGUACCUGGUCGGUUGCAGCUUUGCUGUUCCUCUCCCUGCCUUGCAGCAGACAUAACUCAUCUAGGGGUGCAGGCACGGGGAGGGGUGGACACAUGGGGUGACGAGAUAGCACUUGGCACUCCAGUUUCCAAGCAGCAGCAGCUACUGCUGCUCCACCUGCUGCUACAAUGGCACGCCGACGUGCAGCGCAGCAGACAGAUGCUUCCGGACAAGCAGGGCCCACCGACAGUAGAGCUGUCCCAAGAUUUCCUUGUCUGCCGUCAACGGAGUUCGCCGCUGCACAUUCUUUUGAGGCUGCUUCACAAAAGCGGGCUAUUUGCGGACUUAACUGUGGGGCCUUCUUGUUUAGACGAGGCAGCGGUGUGGCUGGCAUCGCUGGAGGACAGCGCCUGCUUCCGCUGCAGUGCCCUCUACUUCGUGGGGCUGCUCCGGUUGGCAAGCGAACGGCGCCUGAGUCUCCUCGCGUACUGCCAGGAGCACCUGGCUGGAGAGGCAGCGGCGAGACAGGAGGAUGCGCGGGGACACGCAGCAGGUGCAGCAGCAGGAACAGAGGCAGGCUCUAAUCUGUGUUCGCUUUCUGUGUUUUCUUUGGCGGUUUUGUCUCACUUGUCAUUGACCCCGCGCUGCAGUGGGGGAAGACUAUUGUUUGUGGAAAUACCUCCUUUUGGCGUUGGGGCCCCCCGCGAAAGUUGCUGGGGCUACUGCUCCCCGCUGCAUGCAGAGGAGCUCUGUGCUGCGGCUUUGGCGGGGUGGGCCGUGCAGGGUUUCAUGCGUUGUUGUAUGUUGAGCCCCUCUUGGGGGCCUCCACUCCUCCACUGCCUGGACGCUGAGGGCCCUUGGCGGGUUGUGGGUGCUGCGCUGAACGUCGGGGCUUCCGCGAAGCCGGACCAACAGGAGCAGCGGCAGGAGGAGGAGGAAACGCAGCAGGAACAGCAACAGCAACAGCAACAGGCGGAGGCCGCCAGGGCUGCUGCAAGCCAACACCCUCAGUACGAAAGUGUAAACAAAUGCCGCCGGCGGCUCCGGCGAUUCCUGAAGGCUUCCAGCAGCCGAGAAGGGGGACUGCACGAUACCCAAGGUCCCGAAGAAGAGGGGAGGAAGCGAUUGCUUGACUCACAACUUGGCAUGCUCUCUGGGGUUGUUCGUCGCCAAGCAGCUAGAUGGAACCCGUAUUCUAUGCGGCCGGCAGAUCUGCUGGAGGUUUUCGCAGCCCAGCUACCAGGGGCUCAAAUGGGGCCUCUUGGAGGCCCCGCAGCAACUGCAGGGUGGAUCAACGGCUUGGGCCUUCUGAGAGCGCUAACGCAGCAUAUCGCGGAGGUGUUGCUCCCCGCGAGUUGCGGUGGGGUUGUCGAGGAAGCAGCGGAGGCUGGCGGAGAAACGAUGAGUGAGAGACUCUAUCCACUUCUGGUGCAGCUGGAGGCGGUCACCCGUCACCUGAGGGACGCAGCCAUAGGGAUGGGAGGCCUUCCCCGUGGCUACCCCUCCCUAUUGUCACCGCGUGAGACUUUAGAAGCCGGUCCUGCAGGACAGCUUACUCUGCUGUCCGAUGUGGUUAAGGUCUCAGAGAAGCUGCUUCGCUUUGCUGUCAAGGCCAUCGGAGGACUGCAGUCUCCUUGCACCCCGGAGCAAUCCCACCAGCACUUAACUCAGAACGGGUGGCAGAAAAAGCGAAUAGAACACCAGAAAGGCAUCAGCGGGGGUUCGAGUUCCCACAUGGAGGCUCUCAACAAAUGGACAGAGGUGGGGGCUGUGUUGAUCUGCCACACUGCUAACCUGCUGCAGGCGGCCGCUGCUGAGGAGCAUACCCUGGUUGCAGAGCCCUCACCGUGGCAGAAGCAGCAGCAACUGGCGCUGCAGCGGAUACUGCGGCGGGCGAUCGAACUGGCAGCGACUUUGCUGCAGGCAUGGGAUUUGCAGAAUCCGGAUAACUGCGCGCUCUCUUUCCGUUGCAUGCGGCACCUGGACCUCGCCGCCAGCCUUCAGGCUUGUCCUCCCGAUGGGUACAUCACGAGUGGGAAGUCCCACGGAUCGACCCAAGACAAGCAGAAAAAAGGCGGACGAGACCAAGAGGAGAUGGAGACACAACAGUGUCAAAAAGCACAGACGAGAUGCCAACGGGAGGAAACACCCGUCGGGGACCAGCUACUGGCUUUGCUGCACCACCUCACAGCGGCUGCAAGGCCCUUUGCGGGAGAGGAUGGAGAGCCGUUGCUGCUUUUGGCAGCAGAGGCUAUUGUAUGCCGUAAAGGCGCGACAAAUGCAGCAGGAGCACCUGCAGGGCUCGCGCAUCUGAGGUGGCUGCUUCCAAUGCUGUUAUUCUGGGGACAGGAGGAGGGAGCAGCAAUAGAUACUCCUGCCGUGCGGUUGACAGGUGCUGACCGGAUCUUUGGCCUCUCGCUCGUGCUGCAUGCAUGUGGCGCAGCUCCAAGUUCGUCGGCCGAACUCCUCCAAGCUCCAGCACUCCCUUUAGUGCAGCACUUGCAAGCACUCUCUGACAACAAUGCGCUGCGCCUGUUCAGCUUCUUACAUGGCUUGUGGGAGGGGCCAAAUGAAAAGCAACGAGCUGUUGCGAGUGCUGGUAUAUGCUCUCUAGCGCCAGAGAAAACGUUAGAUAUAGUCCAUAAAGCCAGGUCCUGCCAUUCGAGAGACGCUUUGCUGCGAUCAGCAGAGAAGGUGAUGGUAUGUCUUUGCUUACAGAUAUCACCUGGGGGCACAGCAGUUCGAGGAGACGAGGGUGCAGUAGCAGCAUCAGCAGCAGAUGCUGCCGUGGUCUUCCGGCAGGGCCUCGUUAGGACGCUGUUCGCUUGCUGGGACCAAAGUCGGAGUUUCCGGAGUGCAUGUAUUCGCCUCUUCCUGCCUUCGGAAAGUGCCGAAAACUCGGAGGAAACGAUCCAUACCCUGGUCCACCCAGCGGUGCGUCUCGCACUGCUGCUGCAGUGGAGGGAUCCUAUGCAGGAUUUACAUGAAUCCUUUUACCCGUCUGUCACGGCUGCACUGAGGCGCUGCCAGGGGGCACUGCAGGGGGGUGACAACAAGGCCGAUGCAGAGAGCAGCAGCAACAGCAACUCACGCAAGCGGCGAAAGGCUCCUGCUUCGAACCCCAACCCGGGAGGAGUUGGCUGGGCAGGCGACGUAAUGGAGGCAUUAAAAUGGUCGGUAUUUGCCAGGGAUAGCAACGAGGGCCCUAGCGGCAAGCGUGUGCGAGCCAAGGGGGCACCAUGGCAAGUGGCCGCGUUAUUCCUUAAUGAGGGACCCGAGGGUGAAGGCCUUUCUACCUGCCUGUUAGCUACGGAGGCCCCUAUUCUGUGGGCAAAGGCUGUGCAGCACUUUCUCGCUUCGCUUGCCAUGCAGCAGCCGGGGAGAGGCACAGCCCUUGUGCGUCUCAGUGUGGAAUUGGCGCGAGAGCUCGAGGAGCUGGCGGGCAGUCUUGAGGAGCCUUUUGCCAUCGAAGAUGGGUGGCCGGUGGACGGAUGGGCGCGAUAUCAGUUAUUGUCCGUGAUGUUGCACGCAGCUGGGAGCGGUAGUAAGAGCUGUGUAGAUGCAUCCGCUGAGGGGCUGCGUGCUGUGGGUGCCGCUCGUGGGUGUCUCGGAGCAGCGCUAAAGGACUUAAAGACGGAGUUGGGAGAGCUGCAGGAGGCUCUGGCUGGGUCGGGGGACCUGUCGGACGAAGCGGUGUAUUCAGCAGCAGGCGAGGAUGGUGCAGCAGCGGCUUCUGCUGACCUGGCUUAUUACCUAGGGGCCGUGUGCAGGGCCGAGCAGCUAGGUAAGGUGAUUGUGCACGCCUUACAGCCAAGACGGGCCGCUGGAGACGCCUGUCUCACAAAAGAGCAGAAACAGUUCUUCAAAGCUCUGAGGCCCAAGGCUCAAUCAAUCGCCAAGGGCUUUCUGGAGGCGCUGGGCAAUUCGCCGCCAAGUGCAGCAGUUCACUGCGGUGCGGCCGCCCUGUUGAAGCCGCCUGCGGUUGUUCGGAACUUGGGUUUGUCUCCUACCGGAGUUAUUACUGAGGACCUCUUGGCUGUCCAGGCCUGGGUCUUUCUUAUUCUACCGGCAGUGCGGCUCACCAUGAUGGGGGCGUCGCUGUCUCCAUCUCCAGAUGCAGCGGCGGCGUACGCCAAGGAGGCCGCACGACAGACGCUGUCUUGCCCAGCUCUUGCAGCCCUGGGCAGUGCAGCUAAGCAGACAAUUCGGAAGUCGACGGCAGCUUUGGGACAGAGGAUCGGCACAACAGCAACAGGGCUGGCAGUGGUCUUGUGUCCUCUGCUGCAAUGUCUUUGUGAUGAGCUGCUCCCCGCAGCAAAUGUGCAUUUGCAAGGGACAGACGAAGAGCUCCAAACCGCAAAGGGACUGAACGACGAGCAGGAAAAUGAGGAGGAGCCUUUCUGUCGCGUUUCGGAGAUGUGCCCCGACUUGUUCGAGGCUCUCGUCCAGCUGUAUGGGGGGUCCACCUCCCGCGUAGACAGCUACAUCUGCCAAAUACUUACUCUAGACAGCGCCGGGCCGCAUCUAGGUGGGCGUGCAGAGGAGCGGUUAGUGGAGGCGGAGGGGCUUGAGGGGCCUGUAGACCCGGACCAUGCCAGCGGCUCCACACCGCGGGAGACGGAGGGAGCGACAGACACGCCGGAUGGAGGCAGCUGUGAGGUAUUUGGCAGCGACUACAUCUGGAUGGCGGAGUUGCCAGACUUCCGGGAGGUGUGUGUUGACGCAAAUGCACAGGCGUCAGCAGCCUGCGACCGCAUCGUGCAACCUGUCAGUCUCUCCCUUGGAGGCCCCUGCGACUGGCUCGCCCUUGACCCCCGGCGAGUCAAGGAGACACUUGACGCGUUUGCCUUUCACUCCAAGCUGGUACAGCCGAAGCGAUUUGCUUUGGGGCAUCAGCAAUGCAUCAACCGAUGGAAGCUGGCUUCAGCAGCUUCACCUGAGAAUGAAGAGGUGCAGACGCAGGUGCAAGUGCAGUUACUGGGGGCCCUGAAGGCUCGGUCGAGUGUGACGCGAGAAACAGAGUUUCAGGAAACGGAAGGGAGUGGUGGUGGUCGGCAGACCUCUGUCGGGGCCUCAGAGCUGUCACGGUGUCUGGAGGCCCUCGAGAGCAGUUAUGAGUUAAAGGCUGUGCGGGACGCUUCGGUGGAGAGCAGCGCUUAUGAUUUGAGCUACCUCAUACCUUUCUUGACUGGGCGCCUGACGGCGGCGUGCUUUGUUUUGCUGUGGAGAUGGCAGCGUCUCCUGGAGGAGGAGCAAGAACACCAGCAGCAAACACGUUUGCAGCUGCAACAGCACCUGCAGCAGCAGCAGCAGCGGGAAGAGGAGGAGGGCAAGCCCAGUGGCCCCUGCGGCGACGCACUAAUCGCUUUAGGCUUGAACCGUCCCGUAUGCGCAGCGGAGGAGGCGCGCCGGGCCUGUGGGGUGGCGGGCGCUUGGCUACGGUACUUGGAAGAGGCAACACCAAAGCUCGAGGAGGCGGCUGGGAGCAUGUCUGCCCCGGAGGGCGCUAAGAUGGAGCCGGCUGGAAAGGGCGAGUGUGCCAGUGGGGCGCAGCCGAAGGAAACACCGGUAGAUACGGGGCCUGUGGCACCGGAAAUUCCCGCACAGCAAACCAAACGACGCAGGGAGGACGUUUGGGAGAUGGAUGAAUUUAAUCCUCAAGAGGUGCAGCCAGCUGUCACGCGUGUAAGCACGUUCUUGAAGGCUGCGCGGCGCAUUGGAAGACUUUGGAAACCUUUGCUCGCCAACGCCCAGGACGGACAGGCACAUGCUGACGCACAAGAUCAGGAGACAACAGCACGCAAACUUGAGGCAUGGGGGGCCGUUAUCGACGACGGUGAUCAGUGGCUCAGCAACUUCGCCUCUGGCGGCGGUCUCCAACUCCUCAUUAUGGCUCUUGGCUGCCCUGAUUCAUGUACGCGGGCGACAGCUGCCCAUGGGCUCGCAGUGUACACGCAUCUGCUCCAAUUGUCGGCAGACCGGUCGUUGCUACGUCACUUUGCCGAGGUGCACGCCUUCAACAUGCAGAACCGUAAGCGACAUUCGAGUGCUGCUGCUGCUAAAGCUCGAGGCUCCCGGUGGCGGGAGACGCAGCACCGGCACAAGGCUGCCACAUUUGCUUUCCGCGAAGUCAAGGAGCUCCUGACUCUUCUCACAUCGCUCAUGGCGUCGAUUCAGCAGCAGCAGCGGCAGCCAUCCUCAAUAUCCGCAGCAUCUGCAAGGCAUGGGCGGUUGCAAGCCAGCGGGAUUUUUCAGGCUGUCUCGCCCGUCACAUGCAGUUUUGCUGCUGCUGCCGUGCCGCUCCUCUUCCUUCCAGACCUACCGCUGUAUCCCGUGUUAAACUUUGCGCUGUUGAAGCAUCCCGCGGUUUCAGUGUUGUUGCAGGAGCCGUGCAUGCCCUUAACUUUGGCCGCUUUGCGGCAGCCUUUGUUGGGUUCCGAUGGUCUGUUUUCCCGUUUGCUGCUAUGCCCUUCCGCUGCAACGUCAGCAGAGCAGAAAAGGUUUUUGCUGUUAGUGCUUAAGAGGGCGAUGGCGGUGUCGCAGUGUACCGCCGACGGCUCUGUGGCAGUCAGCAGCCGCCUGCUGCAGGCCCACAGAAUAUCUCAGGCGGUGUUGCCCCCGCCGGCGCUGCUUGCACUGUCUGCCAUGCCGGUGCUUGGGGAUAUAAGCCAGAAUGCUUCAUUGAGUCGCAGCUUGCUGGAUGCUCUCUUGCUCUCAACAGCAGCCCCAGCCUGUCUAAGUGCCUGCACUUGGUGGACUGCACAUGCAGCCUUCUCACGAACAGCUGCCCAAGCUGAACUCUGCUGCGCCCGCGCUGCAACGGAGGGCCCUACAAAUGGCCACUCAGGGGCUUAUGUCCAGCCCCCACUCGCCACGGUUAACGCCCAGCACCUGCUGCAGCGAUAUGGAAUCUUGCAGUGGCUUCGAGCACAAGUGGAGGCAGUCUUAACGUCUCUUGGGGCCUCGCCUCGUAUUCGUAGAGGCACGGCAUUUUCCGUAGCGGGGGGCUGCGCAUCACUAGCCAGCCAACCUGUUCCCCCCCCGGUUCAUGCAGUGUCUUCUUCAACCAACAACAACCAGCUCAAUCACCAGCCCCACGCUUGCUUAGUGGAUGACAGAGGCCAGGCUGGAGGUUUAUUCGAAGCAAGCAGGAUGGAGGGUGGUCACAGGGCUGCGGUUCUGUCCAAGAUGGUGCCUCCUAUGAGGGACUGCACGCGGUUGUUGUGGUCCCUGAUUGCCGGCUCUGCGCUGGCGGCUCCCUUUCCAUGUUUGCCAUCCCCCCGCCUUUGCGUUAGGGGCAGCAGCGUCUGCUGCCCAGGAGACGGUGUUGUUUCACAAGGUGUGCAAACUGCAGCGGUAGAGAACAUCAAUUGGGGGACUAGGGCGUUGCACGCAGAUUGCAAGGAAGCUGGCGACUGCGGUUCCGAGGGACAGGCACCAUCUGGGGAACGUCAAGGAGCAGAGGAAACAGUGCACUGCGAGCGUUUCUGGCCUCUGGAAGAAGGCCCGGAUAAUCUACCUCUACUACAUGCCGCACUAAAGGCGCGGCGCCAACUCUUCAAGCUCAGGCAAUCUGCCGAAAGCAGUGAGAAAGAGGAGACAGGUGCACGCGGAGAGGCAAGUCAAACAAGCCCCACCACUGGCAUUGGGAAUGGGCUGCGCCGUGCCCACGCAGCUCGGCAUCUGCUCCUGGACCUUUUGCAGGGACUGCAGAGACUAGCCCGGGCUUGGUUUAUCUUUGGAGAGGCUGCAGGUGUGUUUGUGAGGGCUCGAGCCGGCGAAGCCGGAAGCAUGUUGGGGUGUACUGUCACACCGAAUUUGGUAUCAGACUUGCUGGAUGCGUCGGUUGCAUGCCUGUCAAGCCUGUGGGCGUUGGCAGCGUGCAGCCAGUCUGUUGGCUUGCUUGAGGAGGACAAUGAUGCUUCACAAACAUUAGGGCCACUCCAGAGGCAACACACUCUGCAGGCGUCUUCUUGUUGUGGGGACAUCCUCAGGCUGUGUGCCUGGUCAGCGGUUCUGCAUGCAAAUACCUCCCGUGGACGCACGCAACAAGGAGGCGCGUGCAAAGAGUUGAAUCCUUGCUGGUAUCGCUGCAAGCCUCUUUGGGAGACAGUGUAUUUUCUCAUAUGCGAGAGAGGGCUCGGGUCACCUAGCUGCCCUAAGGGGUCCUGUGAGCAGGCCGACGGAGUAACAGGUAGGAACCGCUGGGUGCGACUUGGAUUGCAGCAAAUCCAACGAUUUUGUGGAGCGAAGAACGAAAUGCUGCAGCAACUCAUUGCCGUUGCAGAAGGGCUAUGA